Molecule: messenger RNA, 961 nt
Organism: Neofelis nebulosa (Clouded leopard)
Lineage: Eukaryota; Metazoa; Chordata; Mammalia; Carnivora; Felidae
Gene: SFTA2
Product: surfactant associated 2
Exons: 4
Coding region: 238-534 (98 amino acids)
Source: RefSeq, a predicted model, not a curated record
GGGGACCACCUUCUAUUUUCCCCAACAGCCCAGUGAAUGGCCCUCUUCUGGGUCCUCAAAGCCAUACUGGGAGAACUGGAAAAUCCAGUUACCCAGCUUCCCUCUCCCAUUUCCCCCCCAAACACUUAUGCUAAGGAUUGAGUGGAGUAUAGAAAGGCAGCCCUGGUAAGGAGAAGCCAGCUGAGGCUUCAGACAUCUCUUCUGUCCAUCAGAGAAGCAAGAAGUGAGGUGGCCACAAUGGGGGCCAGGCUGCCCUUCUUCCUCUUCCUGACACUCCUGAGCAGCUCACAGGGAACAGGCCCAAGAAUGAUUUUGCAGCUGAAGCUGAAGGACUCCCUUCUAGCAAAUUUCUCCUAUGAUUCCAGCUUCCUGGAAUUGCUCGAAAAGAGCCUCCAUUUCUUCACCUGCAAAGUGGGAAUGAUAGUACCUGAUGCUUGGACUGUUGUGAGCAUUACAUGGAGAAGCUACGUAGGGUACAUGGGCAGGGACUCAGGAGCCCAGGACCCAUCUCACCUCGGGGCCGGGCCUUUGUGAGCUGGUACAUGGCUCGGAGAGCCCUCAGUGCCUGCACGGCCUCUUGGACCCGGGAGAAGCGCUGUUCCAGCUCAGGCUGGUGCCAGUGUUCCUGGAGAUGAAGACCCAGAGCUGAUAAGCAGGCCCCUGGGAGACUUGAUAUCAGCUCUCCUGGCUCUACUCUCCACCUGACCACCCUGAUCUGCUAAGGGCAACAUACUCUCUCCUCUCCACCACACACAAAAUUCACCACCUCAAGGAACAGAACCCAGCAAAACCUGGGGUACCAUCUAAGGACGUCUUAGUUGAUGUUUGUGUUGAUGUCUGUUAAUUGUUCUGGUCAAAUAUACCAAACAACCAAAAGUAAGUUGGAAUUUAAACCGUAUCAUUCAAAACUCACAAAACCAAAUAAGCAUAAAGAAAUUUAAAUAAUUAAACUUUAAAAUUA